CACGUAAGAUAAGAGACACACCCGAUCACACACACGCCAAGACUAAGAGCCUUUCAGAGCUCUGCCAUUAACAACUCUGAAAAACGACAAACUCUUCUCUGAGGGUAUCAUCGGAAUACCAAAAUAAAUGGAUUUGUCAUUUCCUAUCUUGGAGAUCUUUGUGCCUCUCAUCUGCCUGUCGGUGGUGGUCCUGUGCUGCAACACCUCGUGUCGGGCCAUUCAGCGAGCCCGCGAGGAGCGCAGAGCGCAGAACGCCCGGGAGGCCGACAGACCCUCCAUCUUCAUCAUCCCGUUUCCUCCGUCCCGCCCGUCGGACGACGACCUCUACAGGCCGCCUCGCUACAGCGAGACGAGGAGCUACAGCCCACCACCACCGCCUUAUGAUGAGGUGGAAAUGAAGCCGGAAUUCUUCAUGUCACCAGAUGCCCCCCCUCCACCCUACGCCCCCCCUUUCCCUAGACCUUCAUCCCCCUCAGUCACAGGCUCUUAAAACAGAACCUUCAGUGUUGAGAUAUCCAGGGAGGUGCACAGACCAGAAAACGGGGAGAGAUCCUGGCCACGUGUUGCCCAGGCAUGAAGACCCAAAGCUUAAAGACUUUAUGCUCGGGCAUUCAGACUUAAAACUUGCACAUAGUUGAAAUCGUUCCAUAUGUUCAGAGACUGGUGAAGGAAAAAGAGCUGACUCAUCUUGGACUCGGAAAUGUGGACUUUGGGAAUAUGAGCAUUUCGGAAGAGAGGCCGAUCACUCAAUGACUGGGAGAAGCCUGUUCAGUAUUCACAAAAUUUUAGAACAACACCUGUCGGAGGUAUGCCUCUAUGUAUUGCAAAUGAGCAUAGUUUAGGAUGUAGCUUGUCUGCCACGUAUCAUAUUAAGAAUGUUUUUGAGAAUUUGUAAAUUAUGUAAAUAAAAUUCACACAAUA
Messenger RNA from Clupea harengus (Atlantic herring), 921 nucleotides. RefSeq lists its product as uncharacterized. Lineage: Eukaryota; Metazoa; Chordata; Actinopteri; Clupeiformes; Clupeidae. The record is from RefSeq and is a predicted model, not a curated record.